Messenger RNA from Zygosaccharomyces rouxii, 261 nucleotides. RefSeq lists its product as uncharacterized. Bases 1 to 261 code for a protein of 86 amino acids. The record is from RefSeq and is a predicted model, not a curated record. The transcript has a single exon. NCBI's taxonomy places the organism in Eukaryota, Fungi, Ascomycota, Saccharomycetes, Saccharomycetales, Saccharomycetaceae.
AUGAUAAGCACUGAAUACACUGGUCCAUAUUUAACUCGUUACGAAGGUGUUGGACGUCCGUUGGACAACAGCGAAAAGUUGGUUCUUUACGAAUUGGUGACACCACAGGAUUCUCAAGUUAUGCCUACAGAUAAUUAUGAGCAUGCUGACACAACGACGAUAUCGAGAACGUUCCGCAGCUUCAGGGGCGGUAGCGCUAAGAGAAGCACCAAUCGUGGAAACAAUGGUAUUGUGAAGAGGGUGAAGAAGCUCUUCGCGUAA